GUACAUUAUGUUAAUGUAAUUCUAAUUAAUCAUAAAUGAUGAUUGAAUACAAAUCUCUAAUGUUUUAAUGAAUAUAACUCAUAUGAGAUGAAAUCUACUCACAAUAAUUUUCUGAAAAAUAAAGUUGUUUUUUUUUCUUUCAUUAAACAAGUCAAUUAUCCAUUUGAGUCAUUUUUAAAAAAAAAUGUGUAAAUCACAGGAAUAUUUGCAAUAUAUAUUUAUAUUAUUAUGAUGCAAUCACUCACACACACACACACACUCUCUCUAUGUAUAUACAUAUACAUAUAUAUUAUUAAGAAUUGAACUAUUUUAAUUAAAUACAAUUUUGUAUCCAGAUAUAAUAUUGUCUAUAAUUAAUAAUGUCUGAAAUAUCAAAUAAAAUAGAACAGAAAAAUUAUGAAAAUGGUCAAGUUAAAAAAAUGGGAAGAUCAGUGGAUGAACGGCAUUUGGCUUUACGAAAAUCACAUUCUUCCAAAAGUCUAUUUCAACAGAUCGCAUGGAGAAGUUUAGAUAAUUCUAGACGACAAAAAAACAUGGCAAGUGGAGAUUAUGCGGAACCACUUUGGGCAAUUGUUUUAGAUAAGAAAAUGGAAAAAAAUCAUAUACCGAAAGUAGAAGACAGUGAUUCGAUUUCCGCAUUUGGAUUUUAUCGAUCUAUCGAAAGUCAACCUGAACAACAACCAUGGGGUAAGAAAGCAAUUCCAAUGGUUGGUGAUUUGGUAUUACGAACAAUGGCACAGAAACGUACAUUAACAUCUUUGUCGUCUAACCUAGCCAGUUGGACACUGACAGAUCAAGAAUUGAAAAUGCAUGUUUAUCGUAAAACAUUACAAGCCUUGGCUUAUCCCAUAUCAAGUAAUACACCGCAUAAUUUUCAAUUGUUUAGUGCUACCAGUCCUACGUAUUGUUAUGAAUGUGAAGGCUUAUUAUGGGGUGUAGCCAGGCAAGGAUUACGAUGUACUGAAUGUGGUGUUAAAUGUCAUGAUAAAUGUAAACGUUUAUUAAAUGCAGAUUGUUUACAAAGAGCUGCAGAAAAAUCUUUACGUCAUGGUGCUGUAGAUAAAGCUCAAGCUGCAAUGGAAGCAAUACGUGCAUUGAUUCAACGACGUAUUACUGAACGAUCAGAUAUUUUUGAAUUUUUAGCUAAUGUUUUUCAAAUUGAUGUACAUUCAAUGACACAUUUAAAUGCUUUAGAAUUUGCACAAAAAAGUAUUGUAGCCGGUGCAAGUCAAUGGUCAGCUAAAAUUGCAAUCACUGUGAAAUCUGCUCAGGGUUUAAUUGGUAAAGAUAAAACUGGACGAAGUGAUCCAUAUGUGACAGUACAAGUUGGUAAAGUACGUAAACGUACUAAAACAGUUCUACAAGAAUUGAAUCCAACAUGGGAUGAAAAAUUUAUGUUUGAGUGUGAUAAUGCCUUGGAACGAAUUAAACUUCGUGUUUGGGAUGAAGAUAAUGAUUUAAAGUCGAAAAUUCGACAAAAAUUUACUAGGGAAUCAGAUGAUUUUCUUGGUCAGACAAUUAUUGAAGUAAGAACAUUAAGCGGUGAAAUGGAUGUAUGGUAUAAUCUUGAGAAACGGACAGAUAAAUCAGCAGUAUCUGGAGCUAUUCGUUUACUGAUUUCUGUUGAAAUAAAAGGUGAAGAACAAAUGGCUUCAUUUCAUGUACAGUAUACAGCAUUACACGGUAGUAUAUUUUGUUAUUUAUGUCAAGAAAAUGAACCAGUUUUUUUACCGGAUCAAACAUAUAUCACUCAGGCACAAAAUAAUGGUAAUGAAGCAUGGCGAGUAUAUUUCAAUCCAAUAGGACAGGAAAUCGUUGAUGAAUUUGCUAUACGUUAUGGUAUUGAACCAAUAUUUCAAGCAAUGACGCAUUUUGCAUGCUUAACUGCUAAAUAUAAUUGCCCUGGUGUACCAGCUCAGUUAUCUGUACUCUUGGCUAAUAUAAAUGCAUUUUAUGCACAUACAACAUCAUCAAAUAGUCAGACAGCUAGUGAACGAUUUAGUGCAAGUAAUUUUGGACGAGAGAAAUUCAUUAAAUUACUGGACAAUUUAUAUAUCGCCAUAAGAAUUGAUUUGUCAAAAUAUCGUACUGUAUUCCCUGCAUCACAACCAGAAAGAUUGAUUGAUUUGAAAUCUACCGUAGAUCUCCUUACAAGCAUCACAUUUUUCCGUCUCAAAGUUCAAGAGCUUAGUUCACCUCCAAGAACAGGUCAAAUAUUACGUGAAUGUAUUGAAGCUUGUAUUCAUGCAACCUAUCAGUGCCUUUGUGAAAAUGUACAUGACUUAUAUGGGAAAAGUUUACAGGCAACCAAUACAGAAUCUGGGAAUACUGAAUUUGCAUCUGAUAAUAUGAAUAGUGGAGCUGGACAAUCGUUAAUUGGGGAAUCAGAUCAAAUGGAUGGUAUGCGAUCGCCGACCUAUUGGCAUCGUCUUAUCACAUUGGUUGUUUCAGUUCUUGAAGAUGAUCGAAAACAUUAUGCACCAGUAUUAAAUCAAUUUCCACAUGAAAUCAAUCUAGGCGAUAUGUCAGCUGAAAUGAUAUGGAAAUGUUUAUCGGACGAUUUAGCUAAUGGAUUAGCUCAGCAUACAAUUACAGCUAAAUAUUAUUUCAAUAAUACUGAAGAGGAUAUAUUAGAUAGUUUAUCAAAAGUGAAUAAAUUACGUGAUUCAUCUAAAUCAACUGGACAAAAUAAAGUUGUUUUAAAAAGUGGAAUGAAUAAAAUCAAAUCUUCAGAUUAUAUGAAUCUUUGUUUUCGAGUGAAAUGGUUUUAUAAUACUUAUAUAGCAACACUGGCAAGAUUCAAAAAUUCAAUUCCUGAUUAUCCUCGUUGGUUUGAAGGUCUCGUAUUGAUUUGGCUAGCUGAGAAUGAUGAAGUGUCUGCAAAUUAUUUAAGAAAUGCUUAUGAUCGUGACAAACAAGAUGGUUUUCAAUGUUCUAGUGAACAUGUACUCUAUUCAAAUUCUGUUGUUGAUGUAUUCACUCAACUGAAUCAAUGUUUUGAUGUUAUACGUAAACUUGAAUGUCCAGAUAAACAAGUUGAAGGACAAUUUUUCCAUAGAUUCUCACUGACUGUUGAAAAAGUUCUCCUUGCUUAUGCUGAUCGUGUGUUAGCUGAUUUCUCAACAUACAAAACGGAUCAACGUGUAGCUUGUAUAUUAGUGAAUAAUACACAACAACUUCGUGUUCAACUAGAAAAAGUUUAUGAAAAUAUGGCACGUGAAAGUCUUGAAUCCAACACUCGAGAUCGUUUAAGUGCUCUUCAAGGUCGGUUAAAUGAAGUAGUUGAUAAAUUAGCCAUCCAACUGACUGAUCAGUUUGAAGCUGGGGUUCGUUCACAUGCACGUGAAUGUGGAAAACUUUUACAGAAGUGUAGACCAUCGAAUGGUUCAGAUAAUACAACUGGUCGUGGUGUCAGUAAAGAGGAUGAAGCAAAUGAAUGCUUACAACCGCUAAUGGAUCAUUUUGAAAGUAUUCUAUCUAUACUAGCAAAUGUUUGUGAUAAAACUGUAUUAAAAAGAAUAUUAAAGCAAUUAUGGCGAAUAACAAUGUGUAAUUUAGAAAAACUUGUUGUACUACCCGCAGUUACUGAUCAAAAACAGCUGGCUACGGGAUUGCUUUUAAGCUCAAAUACAUCAGCGAAAUUAAUUGGUGGGGCACAAAGCCUAUUAAGUCAUGUUGGUAGUCAAGUUGUACAGGGGAAAAUUUUAUCUGAAACAACACGUGAACCAGAAAAAGGCCUUACACCAUAUCAAUGUGAAUUACUUGGUAUUUGCUUGAAUACAAUUCGUGUAUAUUUUCAUGCUGGUGGACGUGGUGUGAAACGUUCGUUUCUUGAUAGAAGUCCAGAACUACAUAGUUUACGACAAGUAUUAGCUCUAUAUUCUCAGGCUACAGAUGAAUUACUUCGAGAUUUUAUAGCUACACAAACUUCACAAGAUUAUCUGGCCAAUGAGGAACCAGUUGGCUACUUAACACUUCAAGUAGAAAUUUUCAAGCACCCUGGAACCGGUGAAUACAAAGUAAAUGUGAAAAUUCAUACAGCUUCAGAUUUGAAUUGGUCUCUUGCUACUGGAAUGUUUAGACCAUUUGUAGAAGUUUAUAUUUUUGGACCAUUAUUAUCUGAUCGUAAACGUAAAGCUGCUACAAAAUCAAAAUCAGUUACUACAAUGCCCAUUUAUCACGAAACAUUUGUAUUUUUCUUAUCCAAUCAAAGUGAUCCUGAAUGGUAUGAAUUACAUUUAUCUGUAAAAGAUUAUUGUUUUGGACGAACUGAUCGUCUUGUUGGUGUUACAGUAUUAUCUUUAUCUAGAGCAUUAAAUCUUGGUGCAACUCCAAUUCGACUUCCAUUAGGACGACGUUUACAUUUUACAGAAACUGGAUGGACUGUAUUACGUGUACUUUCACAACGUGUUAAUACAGAUGAUGUAGCCAGAGAGUUUGUUCGUGCUAAAUCUGAAUAUCGUGCACCUACAGAAAAUGAUAAUAUUGUAUCAGUAGCACAAUAGAAUGGAGAAUACUAAUGAUUUUAUUAACAUAUUUAUAUAUUUCAAGAUAUCAUUCAUAUAAUGAUACAUAUUUUUUUUUCUUUUAUGAGCAAUAAUAAUAGAUUAAAAGAACAGAAAUCAGGAACAAAACUAUUUAUUUACUAUUAACAAUAAUCCACAGGGAAAGAGAUAGAUAGAGAGAGAGAGGAAGAGAGAGAAAGAGAGAGAGAGACAGAAAUCAUAUAUAGUACGAAGUUACCAAUACAGUAUUUUUUUGAUGAUUUGCUUAAUUCUUUCUCUUUUUUUUAAGUGCAUUCAAAUAAUUUUCAAGAGAUUUGCAUUUACAUACGGUAUACAUACUGACAUACUUACGGAUAAACAGAUUGUAAUAUCUCAGCGCCUAUUUUCUAUAAUUUCACUAUUAUUUAUGUACUAAUAACCUGAGUUAUAUUCUCUGUAAUAAUAUUCGCCGCGUGUAUAAAACCUUUUAUACAUAUACAUAUAUACAUAUAUUGAGUGAGAGAUGUGACAAAAUCAAUAAUUUGUACUGAAUAGCUCAUAUAUAGAGUUAAAAGUGACCACAUAUGUACACAAAUAUACCCACACACACACACAAAUAUAUAUUUAUAAAUUUAGAAGAUAAACAAUUACAUUGAUUGUCAUUGCUUAUUGAAAACUUGAGCAUGCAUAUACAAACAAUCAAUCUAUGUAUCCAAUUCAGAUAAAUGAAUAAAUAUGAAUAAAGGAUAACUGCCUACUUCUUUUUUGUUUGUUUUUUUUUUCAUCCAAAGAGUUUCUUUUGUUUAAUAUUAUUUAUAAAUCAGG
This is a messenger RNA of Schistosoma margrebowiei, 5309 nucleotides long. NCBI's taxonomy places the organism in Eukaryota, Metazoa, Platyhelminthes, Trematoda, Strigeidida, Schistosomatidae. The record is from the annotation of a GenBank genome assembly.